AUGAACGUCCUCUCAAGCUACGCACAUGCAGCGUCCAUUGUCACCCCAGAAUCGCUAACAGAAAACACACUUGCCUCUCUCGAACAAAUCUUCACCCGUCCACUCGUGCUUGCAGCAUUCGAUCUUAUCGACCGCUCAAAUGUUCUCGAGUACUCUAGUCCCGGGGGACAUUACUACCAAGUGUUUGGCUCCACCGCAAGCUAUCAAGUCUUCCUCGACCUUCCCAGUCCUACUCCCGCCUACUGCACUUGCCCCGCGUUCUCAUAUCUGCUGUUAUCUCCAGAAUCUACUUUAAUGUGCAAACACAUACUGGCUGCUCUAUUCGGUCGUAAAUUAGGACGAAUCAUUCAACGACAACUUAAUCCCGAGGAAUUGGCUACAACAUUGCUCCAGGAAUAG
Messenger RNA from Mycena indigotica, 399 nucleotides. Its product is annotated as SWIM-type domain-containing protein. Gene Ontology annotation, biological process: double-strand break repair via homologous recombination. Bases 1 to 399 code for a protein of 132 amino acids. NCBI's taxonomy places the organism in Eukaryota, Fungi, Basidiomycota, Agaricomycetes, Agaricales, Mycenaceae. The transcript has 4 exons. Gene Ontology annotation, cellular component: Shu complex. Gene Ontology annotation, molecular function: zinc ion binding. The record is from RefSeq and is a predicted model, not a curated record.